AUGUCGGAAAUUCUCCCGGAAGAAUUAGCCGUUGAGAUACUAGCGAGGCUAUCGAUAAAGGACCUGUCUCGAUUCAGAUGCGUCUGCAAGACAUGGAGAAACCUCAUCAACCACCGUCGCUUUGCCGAAAUGUACCGAGCCAUUUCUCCGGCGAAGUUCGUUGCGUUUUACGACAAUGGUCUCUACUUACUUGACGUGGAAGGCAAGAAUCAGGUUACUAAAACACCUUGCAAGCUUGAUUUCCCUUUGGAUCUGUCGAUGAUCGAUGAAUCCACAUGCGUGCUUCACUGUCAUGGGACGUUAUGUGUGACCUUAAAGAAUCACACUUUGAUGGUUUGGAAUCCAUUUUCGAAUCAAUUCAAGAUCGUACCAAACCCCGGUUUAUACCGAGAUUCAAACAUUCUCGGUUUCGGUUAUGACCCGGUUUCCGACGGUUACAAACUCGUAACGUUUAUCGACCGGCGUGAUGCCACCACGGCGCAGGUUUUCGAAUUCAAAACCGGUUCUUGGAGAGAGAGUGUGCGGAUUCCUUGUCCUGAUUGGCAUUACAGAGAGAGAAGAGGUACCUUCUUGGACCAAUACCUCUAUUGGAUUGCGUACCGGUCUAAUGUCGACCGGUUUAUCCUAUGCUUUGACCUCUCGAACCAUGAAUACCGGAAAUUUCCUCUCCCGGUUUACAACCAAGCCGUGACGUGGUCCUGGUUAGGCGUUAAAAGCCAAAAACUUUGCAUUACAGAGUAUGAACCUCGCGAGAAGAAGAUUCAGAUUUCGGUUAUGGAAAAAACCGGAUCAUGGAACAAGAAUAUAAACUUUUCAGUGUCGAAUUUGUUCUCUGUACGAGAUCGGAUCUGGGAUUAUCAAGUCGAUUUCGUGUCGUUCACGAAAAAGAACGAUCUCGUCGUAACAUUCACGGGAUACAACAACAACGUCGAUGCGGAAUCUAAAGAACGUACGAAGAAGAAGGUGUUGUUGUACAAAACUGGAGCCGAUACAUUUGAACAAGUCCGGUUCUGUAACUCUGUAACCGGGUUUCAGUUUCUCGUUGAAUAUGUGGAGACUCCUGUGAUUAUUGAUCGCAUAUUUAUUUGA
This is a messenger RNA of Microthlaspi erraticum, 1089 nucleotides long. The record is from the annotation of a GenBank genome assembly. Lineage: Eukaryota; Viridiplantae; Streptophyta; Magnoliopsida; Brassicales; Brassicaceae.